AUGGAGAUCAUUGGGAUAUCAUUUCUAAUUAGCUGGGUAACAGAGGCAUUAGGUGAGUGCGGGAAGGGGUACGCUUAUAUACGAUAUUGGAGUUUUUACACUCUUUUAAAUCUGAAAAUGGGGGAAUAUAUUCUAUUCCGCUAUGUUACAAUUCCAAUAAAUUAUUAAUAAAUAUCAAGAAUGAACAAGAGUAUUUCUAGAUAAAUUAUAUGAAACAUGCUUGAUUAACAUAUAUAUAUAUAUAUAUAUCUAUAUAUAUAUAUAUAUAUUAUAUAUCAAAAUAAUCUAGAUAGAAUGUACAAAAUGCAGAAUAUUAUUACCACAAUCUCCGCCAUAUUCAAGGCAUUUACUUAAUUAAAGCUCUUGUUCAGUAACCUAGUUAAGAUGGCAUCACCUAAUACAUGCCACGGGCACAUCUAAUCUAUGGAAUACUUAAAUAUUAAUAAUGUUCAUAACUUUUUGUGAUUCGGAUACAUAAGUUUUAUUUUGUGAUCUUUCUCUAACCAUAUGUUCAUUAUUGUUUGUUCAAAACAGGUUUGACGGCAAACAAAAACAUUAAAGGUGAUGGCUUUGUGGUAACUGUAAGUCCUUCUGAAAAGAAGAGCCGCAAAAAUGUCAAAACACUGCUUCAAAAUGCAAAGAGGAUUAUAAGAAAAAUCAAAAUGAAUGUUGGAAAAAACCUUGAAAUUUAUGGAAAUAAAACAUUAUGUGUUCAGAUGAAGGCAAGCAAACGGCAUAUCAGGUGCCAGAAGAAACCAUGUGUUCCUCAAAAAGAACAACCUGUGUCUGGUAUAACCACACAGGACUCAUGUGGUGCUUCAAUCAAUCAAGGACUCACUACUUCCAAUACCAUGGAAUUAGACACAACAGAUCAUCUGAUAGGAAGUUCUCUACCUCCUAACAAACAGAAAGCAAAUAAAUCUUCAAACAUCAAAAAUGAAAUAUUACAUCAGAUUGCUGCUCAUUACAAAAAAGAAUUUCUACAUAAGAACGAAACAACUUUUCUCCAAGAAUCAUAUCUGCCAAUUGUGCCAGAUAAAGUGGUUGAACCAACUGUUCCACAAAACGUAAAUGAACCAACCGUGCCAGAUGAAGUGGAUGAAUCAACUUUUCUACAAAGCGUAAAUGAACCAACCGUGCCAGAUGAAGUGAGUGAACCAACUUUUCCACAAAACGUAAAUGAACCAACCAUGCCAGCUCAAGCUGAUGAACAACCUGUGUCACAAGAAACAGGUCCUAGUGACAUACCUGAGAAGGACCAAGAACAACACACAUAUGUGCAUUGUGUUGACAAAAAGCAAGAUGGGCAAUGGCUGCCAUGGCUCAACCUUACACAAGAGCACAAGGACAUUAUAAUCAACGAUGAGUGGUUAGAUGACACAAUAAUUGAUGCUGCCCAGACUCUUCUUAAAAAGCAGUUUGAUACAGAUGGAUUGCAGAGCUGUAUCCUAGCACAAUUUGGCAUGAUGCCUGUGACCAGGGAGGCUGUUCAAAUUCAUUAUGAUGUGAACCGUCACCACUGGUUCACAACAGCCUUCAAGAAAGGGAUUGUUGAGGUUGUGGACAGUUUAAGAACAUCACGCCUGUCUCCUUCAGCCAGAAGAGAGAUUGGCCAAUGCUACGGUAAUGUCAUGAAGUACCCACUUAAACGAGUUCACAUGCGGAACGUGGACCAGCAACCAAACUAUGACGAUUGCGGUGUUUUCGCAAUUGCAAAUGCUUUUGAGUUGCUCAGUGGUAGAAACGCAACAUGCAAAUAUCUUCAUGGUCAAAUGAGAAAACAUCUAAUCUCUUGUUUGGAGAAUGGAAAAAUCACAGAGUUCCCAAAAAGAUUUUAA
Pelobates cultripes (western spadefoot toad) is the source of this 1838-nucleotide messenger RNA. The record is from the annotation of a GenBank genome assembly. Lineage: Eukaryota; Metazoa; Chordata; Amphibia; Anura; Pelobatidae.